Agelaius phoeniceus (red-winged blackbird) is the source of this 1296-nucleotide messenger RNA. NCBI's taxonomy places the organism in Eukaryota, Metazoa, Chordata, Aves, Passeriformes, Icteridae. The record is from RefSeq and is a predicted model, not a curated record.
AUGAUAAUUUAUAUUCAAAGCCCAGCGCGGCGGCGGGAGCUGAGCCAGCCGGGCUGGCAGCGGGUGGGCGAGCUGCCCUCGGCUUUGGGCGCGGUACGAGUCAAGCAAAAUCCAUUAAAUCCCGGUUUUCCCUUGGCUGGGCUCCACCGCCUCCCCCCGGCCCAGGCCACCCGCGCCCUGCGGCUCACAGCGGGUGUCAGCACAGCCCCUGCCGUCCCCGAGACCCCGCUCACCUCACGGGGAAAGAGCCCCGGGUCCCCGCGGUGUCCCGUGCCCGAGAGUCACCUCACCCCACCGGGGAGAGACCCCUCGGCCCCUCCAACCCCGCACCGCCCGGUCCCGUCCGCUGAGACUCACCUGACGGGGGAAAGGCCCUCCCGUGCCCUCCCUCCCUCCCUGGCACCGCGCCAGCGACUCCCCGAACCCCUCAGCACCUCCCGGCACUGCCCCGACCCUUCCCUCGUGCGGUACCGGGAGAGGAGGGGCCCAGCCCGGCCCCCGCCCGCUGUUGCGGCGUUGCCGGUGGAGACGGAGCCGGCCCCGGUGCGCCGCUUCCCGCCGCCUGAGGGCGCCGGUGGGCGGGAGGCGAGAGGCCCCGCCGGGCGGACGGCAGGAGGGCCCGGCUCAGGCAGAGGCCGGGGCUCAGAGUGUGGCACCGCCCGUGCUUUUGGGGCACCGGCACGGCUCUGCAGCGGGGCUCGGAGUGCGGCACUGCCCGUGCAGAGCGGGGCUCGGAGCGUGGCACCGCCCGUGCAGAGCGGGGCUCGGAGCGUGGCACUGCCCGCGCAGAGCGGGGCUCGGAGUGUGGCAGAGCGGGGCUCGGAGUGCGGCACUGCCCGUGCAGAACGGGGCUCGGAGCGCGGCACUGCCCGUGCAGAACGGGGCUCGGAGCGUGGCAGAGCGGGGCUCGGAGUGUGGCACUGCCCGUGCAGAGCGGGGCUCGGAGCGUGGCAGAGCGGGGCUCGGAGCGUGGCACUGCCCGUGCAGAGCGGGGCUCGGAGCGUGGCACUGCCCGUGCAGAGCGGGGCUCGGAGCGUGGCAGAGCGGGGCUCGGAGUGUGGCACCGCCCGUGCAGAGCGGGGCUCGGAGUGUGGCACCGCCCGUGCAGAGCGGGGCUCGGAGCGUGGCACUGCCCGUGCAGAGCGGGGCUCGGAGCGUGGCACCCCGCCCGUCCCUUCGGACACCGGCACCGCUCUGCAGCUGUACCAACAGCGCACAAACCCGUUAAAUGAUGAGGCUGGUGUGUUCUGGGAAGCACACCCUCCCCAAGUCUCAGCCAAACAGCUUUCCACGUGA